AUGUCUAGAAAAUUCAUAUCAAUUACUUGGCGAAUUCUUUCCAACGUUAGACCGAGAAAUUCUUUAAUACCUAACUGCAGAAUUUUAACUUCAAAAUUUUAUAAUUUGAAUGGGCUACUUACAAACAAUAUUACUGUGACCGUACAACCACUUUCUCACAGUUUCUUCACUAGUCAACGAAUACUGCAGUCUUCAAAGAAAAAAGUAGGUGGGAAAGGUGGUAAAAAAGGCAAGAAUUAUGUUAAAGACGAAGACGAAGAAGUGGAGGAGGUCAUUAAUAUAAAAAAUAGAGAUUUUGACUUAAAUAAAGUUGAAACUAAAGUAAACGCGGUUAUUGAAAAAUUAAAAAAGGAAUAUAGUUCUAUUAGGAUCGGUCGUGCGAACCCAGCCAUUCUUGAUCCCGUAAUAGUACCUUUUAAAGGCAACAGCGCACCUCUUAAAGAUAUUGCACAAGUCAUUGUUAAAGAUCCUCAAACCUUGAUAGUACAUGUACAUGAAGAAGAAUUAAUAAAAGCAGUAGAUAAAUCCAUAAGAGGUUCCAAUUUAAAUUUAAAUCCCAUGAUUGAAGGUAAACAUAUUAAAGUGCCGAUACCCAAAAUCACAACAGAAUAUCGUGAGAAGAUGACUAAAGUCGCAUCAAAGUUGGCUGAGAAUGCAAAAAUUAAGAUUAGGCUAGUAAGGCAAGAUGGUAUGAAAGAUCUAAAGCAUGAUAGUAAGAAUGGAUUAUCAAGUGAUGAAUCAAGAAUAUUAAAUAAAAAACUUGAAUCGCUUAUAGAGAAAUUCGUAUCAGACAUUGAUGAGAUUUUGAAAGUCAAAGCUAAAGAGUUAUCUGGGGUCUAA
Molecule: messenger RNA, 840 nt
Organism: Funneliformis mosseae
Lineage: Eukaryota; Fungi; Glomeromycota; Glomeromycetes; Glomerales; Glomeraceae
Source: the annotation of a GenBank genome assembly